Dioscorea cayenensis subsp. rotundata (Guinea yam) is the source of this 1734-nucleotide messenger RNA. Its product is annotated as isocitrate lyase. Gene Ontology annotation, cellular component: glyoxysome. Gene Ontology annotation, biological process: carboxylic acid metabolic process. NCBI's taxonomy places the organism in Eukaryota, Viridiplantae, Streptophyta, Magnoliopsida, Dioscoreales, Dioscoreaceae. Gene Ontology annotation, molecular function: isocitrate lyase activity. The record is from RefSeq and is a predicted model, not a curated record.
AUGGCUUAUUCAUUCUCUGUGCCUUCAAUGAUAAUGGAGGAAGAGAGCAGGUUUGAAGCAGAGGUAGCAGAGGUGCAAGCAUGGUGGAACACAGAGAGGUUCAAGCUAACACGCCGACCAUACACAGCGCGCGACGUGGUCUCACUCCGGGGAACACUGCACCAGAGCUACGCAUCCAACGAGCUGGCCAAGAAACUCUGGCACACACUCAAGACUCACCAAGCCACAGGCACGGCGUCACGCACCUUCGGCGCGCUCGACCCGGUCCAAGUCACCAUGAUGGCCAAACACCUCGACACCAUCUACGUCUCCGGCUGGCAAUGCUCGUCCACCCACACCACCACCAAUGAGCCCGGCCCUGACCUCGCCGACUACCCCUACGACACCGUCCCUAAUAAGGUCGAACACCUCUUCUUUGCCCAACAGUACCAUGACCGCAAGCAACGCGAGGCGCGCAUGAGCAUGACCCGCGAGGAACGUGGUCGAACACCUUAUGUAGAUUACUUGAAACCCAUCAUCGCCGACGGUGAUACUGGUUUCGGUGGCGCCACUGCCACUGUGAAGCUCUGUAAGUUGUUUGUUGAGCGUGGUGCUGCCGGCGUCCACAUUGAGGACCAGUCCUCAGUGACUAAGAAGUGUGGGCAUAUGGCCGGCAAGGUCUUGGUAUCAGUGAGUGAACACAUCAAUAGACUCGUGGCUGCGCGGCUUCAGUUUGAUGUUAUGGGCGUGGAGACUCUGCUCGUCGCCCGAACUGAUGCAGUGGCUGCUAAUCUUAUCCAAACCAAUGUUGAUUCCAGAGAUCAUCAGUUCAUCCUCGGCGCCACUAAUCCUCAACUCAAGGGGAAGAGCUUGGCUAGUGUGCUAGCUGACGCCAUGGCUAAUGGCAUGACAGGGACCGAGCUCCAAGCUAUAGAAGAUAAGUGGAUCGCCAUGGCUGGGUUGAAGACGUUCUCUGACUGUGUGAAGGAUGCUAUUAGUCAGCUCAACGUGGGAGAAGAUGAAAAACAGAGGAGGUUGCAUGAGUGGGGUAAUCACUCAGGGUUUGAUAAGUGCUUAUCUAAUGAAAAAGCCAGGGAGAUUGCAGAGAUGCUGGGGUUGAACAACUUGUUCUGGGACUGGGACUUGCCGAGAACUAGAGAAGGGUUCUAUAGGUUCCAAGGUUCAGUAAUGGCUGCCAUUGUGCGAGGUUGGUCUUUUGCUCCCCAUGCAGACCUUAUAUGGAUGGAGACGUCCAGCCCUGACUUGGUUGAGUGCACCAAGUUUGCAGAGGGAGUGAAGUCCAUGCACCCUGAGAUCAUGCUGGCCUACAACCUCUCGCCGUCGUUCAACUGGGACGCGUCCGGCAUGACGGACAGGCAGAUGAUGGAGUUCAUCCCAAAGAUUGCAAAGCUUGGGUUUUGCUGGCAGUUCAUCACGUUAGCAGGGUUCCAUGCAGAUGCUCUGGUUAUUGAUACGUUUGCCAAGGAUUUUGCCAGGAGGGGAAUGCUAGCUUAUGUUGAGAAGAUACAGAGGGAGGAGAGGAACAAUGGUGUGGAUACUCUGGCUCACCAGAAGUGGUCUGGAGCUAACUAUUAUGAUAAGGUUCUCAAGACUGUUCAAGGUGGCAUCUCCUCCACUGCAGCCAUGGGCAAAGGUGUGACUGAGGAGCAGUUCAAGGAGACAUGGACUGGGUCUGGAGGUCUGGGCAUCAAUGGAGGUGGUGGAACUGUUGUUGUCGCCAGACCAAGAAUGUAG